This is a messenger RNA of Oryza sativa Japonica Group (Japanese rice), 588 nucleotides long. The record is from RefSeq and is a predicted model, not a curated record. Lineage: Eukaryota; Viridiplantae; Streptophyta; Magnoliopsida; Poales; Poaceae.
UACGAAGCGGCCCACACAUCUCACGGUCGUCCUUCCUUUCAGCACACCCCAGCACCGGAGUACACCAGGGGGUCAGCCGGAUCAGGGGUACCCACGUCGAGCACGGCACCACCACGUCCGCAGGUAUUCCAAACUCCGCCUUAUGUUUACCCCUCGCAGGGAGCAUCUGGGUCGGCACACUUCCCUUACAUGCCAACGGGGGACAACGUGUUGAACACACCAGCAUGGGGACUUCAUAUCACUCCGCGUGCGCCAGAGCAGGGCCACACACAGCACACAUACGAUGAGUACGGUUCGGCGUCGACGCAUCACGGAAUGCCUGCUUACUCCCCUCGCACAGCAUUCAUUGAGGACUUCUUUUCCACUGAUCCUCCCCAGGGGGAAGUAGGGAUGGAUUACUGGCACGCAGCACCUCAGGUCACACAGCCGACGCAGGAGACGGAGGCCGGUCAGGGGCCAGACGUGACACCACAGCAGGCAGCUAGAGAUAGGCACCCCCCUGAUAAUUUGACAUAUCUCACUGAGCAGAUUAGGCGUAGGAAGAAGGGAGGACCUAGCAAGCGUGCGAAGGGCACUAAUCGUCCUUGA